AGUCUGAGCCUGAACCCGCGCCCGUGUCAAAGCCUGAGCCAGAACCAGUGCUUGUGCCGGUGCCAGAGCCUGAGACUGAACCAAUGCCCGUGCCAGAGCUUGAGCCUGACCCAAACAUCCUCACCUUCAAAGUUGCCGCGAGGGACUUCUACUCCUCGUGUUCCGACAUCCCUGGCACCCCUGACCCCGGAUCCCCGGACGCCAUUACCACUCGUGCUGGCUACCUGGCAGCAGAAGAAGCGGGUCCGGGUAUCCAAGAAGGAAAUCCUGAGUACCGCUGGACAGAUGAGGGGGAGAGGGGGUUGGCUGACCUCAUCAAGGAAUACCCCCAGCUGUAUGACAAGAAGCAAAAGGAGUGGCUUAACGUGGCGACCAAGAACAGCCUGUGGAACCGAGUCGGAGAGCAGCUGAAUCCCCCUGCCACUGGUCCCCAAUGCAAGAAGCACUACGAGAACAUGCGCACCAGGGUGGGGAAGAUCUUGAAGAAGGAGAAGAAGAGUGGGGCAAGCCAGCCUGAGAGGAGUGCCCGUGACGACGAGAUCAUGGAGACUUGGAGUUUCUUAACACAGCACAUCGUUCGGGGAAAGACAGUCCCCAGUGAGCAGUUUGCUGUCCCCGAGUCAGCCACAGUGACGAGCAGCGACGAUGAGGAUAAUGAUGUCCAGUCUACAGGGUCCCAGAGCCAGGCAUCUACUACAACAGGCAAGGGCAAGGGGAAGCGGUCCAGGCCCCCAACAACAGAGACAGCCACCACAACCGCCGUCACUACCACCACAUCGGGGGUCACCCACAUUGACCUCAGUGAAGCUGUCAGGCAGAUCCUCUCCAAAGCAGACUCCCAGGGCGCCAGCCACUCCUACACCGGCCACCAGAAGAUCGUCCAUGAUUUCGUGUGCCUGCUGGAAGGGCACAUGCAGGGCAUCCCGGAGGAAUCCUGGCACGAGUUCCAGAUUGACUGCCUCAACCUGGUCCACCGUUACAGGCAGCGGCGUCCGCUCUUCCAGCAAUCACAGCAACAACCACCCAUGAUCUGGCAAGGCCCACAGCAGCAGCAACCCUGGCAGCCCCUUCAGCAGCAGCAGUUCUGGCACCCCCCUCAACCGGCCACCUGGCAGGCACCGCCACAGCAGCAGCAGCAGCAGCAACCUCCAGCAAGUCAGCCAGCACCUCAACCCUUGUUGCCGCCCCAGCCACCACUGGCCUCCCAGUCUUCAGGCCAGUCGUCCUGGACACGGACCACUGAGUGGGAACCACGGAUGCCACCUGCCCCGUCAGCGACUCUUGUCCAGUCGCCAUCACCAACCCCUUUAGUGUCGCCGUCAGUCAUCUUAAAGACACCUGUGACAUCACCCAGCUUCCCGGGCCUGACCCCAGGGUCGGUAGGCAGCAUCCUAGAGAGGAGUUCACCUCAACCCCCUUCACCUCCAAGGACCUUAACACCCCGAAAGUCCACCGUGUAUCCCCAGGCAGCGGUCCCAGCAUCAGCAAGGACACUGAGUGAGACACUUUGAAAAUGUUGUUUGUUGUUUUCAUGUUAAUAAAGUUGACUACUUUAAAACACUUGUUUUCAUUUUCACAUUAAAAUAAAGUU
This is a messenger RNA of Eriocheir sinensis (Chinese mitten crab), 1591 nucleotides long. RefSeq lists its product as uncharacterized. The annotation marks the transcript as partial. The record is from RefSeq and is a predicted model, not a curated record. Lineage: Eukaryota; Metazoa; Arthropoda; Malacostraca; Decapoda; Varunidae. The transcript has 4 exons.